GGGGGCACCGGGCGGAGCUGCAGGAGCCGAGCGGGACGCGGCGGUGGCGGUACCAGGCGCGGGCUCCCGGCCGCGGGGAAGGAGCGAGGGACGGCGCGGAGCGGCAGCGGACGGUACAGCAUGUGCACAGAGCUCAAUAACAAAAGACUUGAGACACAUGGAUGUUCUAUGGCAAGUACAUCAGAAGAAGGUGUAACAGUCUGCAAAUUUCAGCUACACUUGAAUUCUUGGUCCCAGGAGAGCCAGGAAACUCAGAAAAGGAAUUAAUUGGAAGAAUAUUGAUCUAGACAUAGAAGAAGUGGAACACGUUCUUCUUAUUCUAAAUAAACAGAUACAUUAAGUAAAACAUCAGCAAACCAAUUCCAGAUCCUGGUGCUUUAUGAAUCUUUGGAGGAUUGUAUUCUUUAGAAAUUGCUAUUGACUUUUUAACUAUCCCAUUUAGUACAUUUUUAAUCUCUUUGUACAUAAAGAUUAAUCUGGACAACUUGAGAUUUGUUAUUGUUUAAUUACAUUAUUGAACAUUAAAAUAUUUGCCAAGAUGAGUGCAGAAGGAUACCAGUACAGAGCUUUAUAUGACUACAAAAAAGAGCGAGAAGACGACAUUGACUUGCACAAAGGGGAUAUAUUAACGGUGAAUAAAGGUACCUUAGUAGCACUUGGAUUUAGUGAUGGGGAAGAAGCAAAGCCUGAGGAAAUUGGUUGGUUGAAUGGCUGUAAUGAAACCACAGGGGAGAAGGGUGACUUUCCAGGAACUUAUGUAGAGUAUAUUGGAAGAAAAAAAAUUUCUCCCCCAACUCCAAAGCCUCGUCCUCCUCGACCCCUUCCUGUAGCACCAAGCUCUGCAAAAGUUGAAACAGACAGUGAACAGCAAGCUUUUACACUUCCAGAUCUUACCGAACAGUUUUUGCCUCCUGACGUUGCUCCACCAAUCCUUAUCAAGAUAGUGGAGGCUAUUGAAAAUAAAGGUCUGGAAUGUUCAACGCUGUACAGAAUACAAGGGUCAAGCAGUAUUGCAGAAUUAAGACAAAUGUUUGAGUGUGAUGCGUCAGUGGAUUUUGAGCAAACUGAUGUACAGAUCUUAUCAGAUGCUCUCAAGAGGUAUCUCCUGGACCUGCCAAAUCCUGUCAUUCCAGCAUCUGUUUACAGUGAAAUGAUUUCAGGAGCUCAAGAAGUUCCGAGCUCAGACGAAUAUGCUCAAUUGCUGAAGAAACUUGUCAGGUCUCCAAAUAUACCUCACCAGUAUUGGCUCACUCUUCAAUAUUUACUCAAGCAUUUCUUCAGACUUUGUCAAACCUCCAGCAAAAGCCUCUUGAAUGCAAGAUCCUUAGCUGAAAUUUUCAGCCCUCUGCUAUUCAAAUUCCAGUUAGGAAGCUCUGAUAAUGCUGAACACUUCAUAAAAAUCCUAGAAGUUUUAAUCACAAGUGAAUGGAAUGAGAGACAGCCUGUACCAGCACUGCCUCCUAAGCCACCAAAACCUAAUACUGUAAUUAACAACGGUAUGAAUAACAACAUGUCUUUACAAGAUGCUGAAUGGUAUUGGGGAGAUAUCUCAAGGGAAGAAGUAAAUGAGAAACUUCGUGACACUGCUGAUGGUACCUUUUUGGUACGAGAUGCUUCUACCAAACAGCAUGGAGACUAUACACUUACACUAAGGAAAGGAGGAAAUAACAAAUUAAUCAAAAUAUUUCACCGAGAUGGAAAGUAUGGCUUUUCUGACCCAUUAACUUUCAACUCUGUGGUUGAGCUAAUAAACCACUACCGGAAUGAGUCGCUAGCCCAGUAUAAUCCUAAACUGGAUGUAAAAUUACUUUAUCCAGUAUCCAAGUACCAGCAGGAUCAAGUUGUGAAGGAAGACAGUAUUGAAGCAGUGGGAAAGAAAUUACAUGAAUAUAACACUCAGUUCCAAGAAAAGAGUCGAGAAUAUGACAGACUCUAUGAAGAUUACACCAGAACAUCUCAGGAAAUACAAAUGAAAAGAACGGCUAUUGAAGCAUUUAAUGAAACAAUAAAAAUAUUUGAAGAACAGUGCCAGACACAAGAAAGAUACAGCAAAGAAUAUAUUGAAAAGUUUAAACGGGAAGGAAAUGAAAAAGAAAUUCAAAGAAUUAUGCACAACUAUGAGAAGCUGAAGUCUCGAAUAAGUGAAAUUGUGGACAGCAGACGUAGACUAGAAGAGGAUUUAAAGAAGCAAGCAGCCGAAUAUAGAGAGAUUGACAAACGUAUGAAUAGCAUUAAACCAGACCUUAUACAGCUGAGAAAGACAAGAGACCAGUAUUUGAUGUGGUUGACUCAAAAAGGUGUUCGGCAAAAGAAAUUAAAUGAAUGGCUGGGCAAUGAAAAUACAGAAGACCAAUACUCUAUGGUGGAAGAUGAUGAAGACUUGCCCCAUCAUGAUGAGAGAACGUGGAAUGUGGGAAAUAUCAACAGAAGCCAAGCUGAAAAUCUUCUGCGGGGAAAACGGGAUGGAACAUUCCUUGUUCGGGAGAGCAGCAAACAGGGCUGCUAUGCCUGCUCUGUUGUGGUGGAUGGAGAAGUAAAGCACUGUGUCAUAAACAAAACCCCCACUGGGUAUGGAUUUGCAGAGCCAUAUAACUUGUACAGCUCACUUAAAGAACUGGUGCUACAUUACCAACACACAUCACUCGUGCAGCACAAUGACUCUCUCAAUGUCACACUAGCCUACCCAGUAUAUGCACAGCAGAGGCGAUGAAGACCUUAAUUCUUUGUUUUAAAACAAAAAAAAACCAACUAUACUGAGGCCUCUGGAGAGAGAAGGUUCCUUUCAGCCUGACUCGUGAAUUUCAGCUGCAGUAUCAAAACUGUCUUGUCUUCUGAUGGGGACUAGAGCUUUCUUAACAACUGCAGUGGGAGAGAUCGCAGUAUUAAGCUGUGAAUGUCAGUUUCUAAUCUAAAGUACUUUUUUUUUUUUUUUUGAGAAAAGGAAAACACGAGAGAGAGAAAUGCUAUACCUAUAUCUCCCUGCAGGGACAUGGAGGCCUUUAACCAUGGUGCUUGUUUACGAUCUCUUUGAAGCUUUACCAGCUAGAAUGUGGGAUUCUGCAGACCCAAGGUGCAACAGGUCUGUGUUAAUUCUGUUAAUGGAAUUUCUCUGUCAUGACAAGUUUCAGAUUUGGUGUUGCUGUACUCAGUGGAUCCAGACACAGAGCAUUGUGGAUUUUCGUUUCCUGAUGAAUGAUAUGUAGCAGAAUGGCACUUUCACUUAUAAGAGACACUUUAAAAAGACUUCGGUUACAGUAUGUUGUUCAGAGGAAAUGAGGUAGUAGCAAAGUGCCAGGAAGUGUUUUGUUCAGACAUUUAAAAUCCCAUGUUAAGAACAUAUUUAAGACUGAAGAACAUGGGACUGUCAAUGGCAUACAGUAUAUAAAAAUGUACAUAACGGAUGACUAACUAUCAUCAGUGGAAACUAUCAAUACCAAACUGCUUCUAUUUUCUCUUUUCUGUUUGCUGAAAGCUGAUUCCUUACACAGUGCUAUGCAAUACUGAAUUUUCUUUUGGUUGUAUUUCUCUUUCAGGUAUACCCACGGGAUAAGCUUUUUUUCUGUUUUGUGUUGCCUGAAAAUGUUUUUCCUGAGUAUUAUUUUUGUUAAUAUUAAUUUUGUUGUUCGGGGAUUUUUGUUUUGUUUUGUUUUUUAAGAAAUGUACAGGAUGCCAGUAAAAGUUGGCUUCAGAAUUAAAACUAUGAACAUUUUACAGUUGUCCUUGUAUAGAAGGUUUAAAGGUUCCUUUUUUUUUUAGACUAAAUAUUUUGUUGGGCAGUGCCUGAUAAGCUUCAAAGCUGCUUUAUUCAAUAAAAAAUAUAUGAGCAUUACAAAGUAUCACUGAGUCUAACAAUAUUGUUUCAAGGAUAACGUUAGAAUAUGGUACCACACUAUAUUUGCUUCUUAAAGCAUUUUGGACUUCUGUCCCGAUUGUCUUUGUAUUUGGAAAAAGAAAAAAAUGUGCAUCCCCUUCGGAGUGUUGCUGUGGAAGAACAAAUGAAAACUGGAUACUAGAAUAGUCAGUUUGGAUUUCAAGCUUAAUCCAUAUAGACUUUUCAUAGUAAAAAAUAAAUCCAGCAUCUUGACCUACCAUAGUAGAUGUUUUGUCAGCAUGUCAAGAUACCUUUCAUUUCAUAUGAAGGCAAUUUAUCUAAAAUGUGUGCUUGUUUUUCUGUGUUACUAGAAAAAGGCCCCUGAGGUUUGUUUGUUGUUUUCUGAUGAAUCAGGUACAAGAUAAAGUAAAUUUAGAUGGUAAAACCUUGCUUUUUAACAUUAGAAUGUCCAUAACUAACUUUUGUUAUUUCAUAAAUUUACUUACUGAAAUAUAAUGUCACCUAAAAGAGCAAAUUUAAAAUUUCAGGUACCAAACAGUUAGAAGAUUUCUGUUAAAUUUAGUUAAAGAAACAAAGGAAGACAGUGUCCUGUUUACCAAAAUUGUAAAGGGUUAUUUACUAUGGGUUUCUGGAAUGGUUAUCCACUCCCAGCAUCAGAUAAAUUCAUGCUGCUAUUUCACAUUUUACAGAUUAAUAGGGCAAUGAUGUCAGAGAAAUCUUGAAGAUUUUUUUAGUCCAGGUGAAGAUUUUAAUUGUUUUUCCCUUGAAGUACAAGUGGAACACCCUUUAUUGUUAAAGAGAGUUAGUUGCAUUCACCAUGGAAGAAAUAAGUCCCAUUGAAUCCCCUGAUUAUCCCCCCUUCUGAAAUUUCUCACUCUUAAAAUGAAGUAUUAAGUACUUUGUUAGGCAAUUAGUUUGCCACCUGUGGUUUAUUUCUAUAUUACCUCUUCAUUUCUGAUGCUGAGAAGUUUUUUUUUUGGGGGGGGGGGGGGGUUGUUUUUCAGGCUGUUGAUUCUCCUUUUCUGUGGAAUAUAUUUUCUCCUACCAGAACCUAAUUUUUUACAUAUCAGGGAGCAAAGCUCAAUCAUCAUUAAUGUAUGAGGACAAUUAUCACUUUCAAAAGCAUGUUGAACUUUUUUCCAGUUACACAAGCCUACAGUGGCAAGUGAGACCAUCUGAAUUUGUUCCCAAUUAUUAUGGUUUUAAGUCAUUAGCAGAGCUCAAAUUUCAAAUUAAUCUGGUAAACAGCAAUUAAGCAACCUUCAUAGUAUAUCAAAAUAUGCUUCUAAGUAUAAACAAAAAUUAAAAUAAUGUGUUAAUCAUAGUGAAGGAAAAAUAUUACAUUUAUUUUCUUUGGGCAAAAUGUGUACAGCCUGAAUUGAAGUGUCACAUUUUCAGGAAGCAUGUAGUGGUUACAAAUCCGGGACCUGACUUUCCCCUGAUUUCCACAGAAGUCAAUGGGCUCAGUUCUCAGCUGGGAUACAUUGUGUUGUUCUACUAUUGCCAUUGGUGAUGCUAGGUCGAUUUACACCACCUGAGGACCUGUGCUUAUCCUGGAGAAAAGCUAGUUUAUGUGAGAAUCAGGGCCCUGGCUUUGCUUGCACAAACAAGGGCAAACAAGCGCAAAGCUGAGAUUUUUUUUCAUUGAGGCAUCUUAAAGUGAAAUUUAGCUUACACAAGGUCUAUGCACUACUUAAAGGUCAUUUAAACCCACAAAAUACGGCUUUAGUUGGUUUCAUGUAGUGCUUAGAUUAUAUGUGGGCUCUCUCCUUAGUGAAUGGUACAGUACUGCAGCUUUGCCAAAAAACAUUUUUUAUUCCUGAGUUUUAUGCCCUUCAUAUAUUGUAUGACCUUGAACUAAGCCAGCUUUAAUAUCUCUGGAAACUCAAACUUCAUAUGAACAUGAAACAAAGGUAUGUGGAUAUAACUGACAAAAUACGGUGCUUUUAAUGUCAUUUCUACUCAGCUGUAAUUUUUGCAUCUACUAUGAUUAAAGUGUUUUGAAUACUUAAGUCUCUGAGUAGCAGCAGUACUUUUUACAAGGCUGCUGAAAGGUAGCUGUAUGCGUGACCAUAAGAAAAGUGAGAGAAAGCAAUUUAUUGUUUCUUUAAACUGAAGCUUUGAUUUGGGGUGUGUUUGUGUGUGUGAAUGAAUCAUAAUCCAGGUGCAUCUUUCACCAAACACCAAUGAAGCACAUGCUCUCACUCAUUUCUUUGUUUAAAAAUAAAUACG
This is a messenger RNA of Pelodiscus sinensis (Chinese soft-shelled turtle), 6064 nucleotides long. RefSeq names its product phosphoinositide-3-kinase regulatory subunit 1 (gene PIK3R1). Gene Ontology annotation, biological process: insulin receptor signaling pathway; phosphatidylinositol phosphate biosynthetic process. Gene Ontology annotation, molecular function: 1-phosphatidylinositol-3-kinase regulator activity; protein binding. The record is from RefSeq and is a predicted model, not a curated record. Gene Ontology annotation, cellular component: phosphatidylinositol 3-kinase complex. Lineage: Eukaryota; Metazoa; Chordata; Testudines; Trionychidae.